This is a messenger RNA of Gossypium raimondii (Peruvian cotton), 972 nucleotides long. Its product is annotated as expansin-like A2. Gene Ontology annotation, biological process: sexual reproduction. The record is from RefSeq and is a predicted model, not a curated record. The transcript is spliced from 5 exons. The coding region runs from base 51 to 830 and encodes 259 amino acids. Lineage: Eukaryota; Viridiplantae; Streptophyta; Magnoliopsida; Malvales; Malvaceae. Gene Ontology annotation, cellular component: plasmodesma; extracellular region; plant-type cell wall.
CCCUCACUUUGCUUCUCACUUCCAUUUCUCUCUAACUCAACUCCACACAAAUGGCCCUCUUUCUUUGCGUCUUAUUCCUUCUCCUUUCUUCUGCUUCUGCUUGUGAUCGCUGCCUGCACCAGUCCAAGGCUGCUUAUUUCUCCAAAGCCUCUGCUCUUUCAGCGGGAGCUUGUGGAUACGGUUCCUUGGCUUUAGGUUUAAGUGGUGGACACCUUGCUGCUGGUGUUUCUUCUCUUUACAAAGAUGGAGCCGGUUGUGGUGCCUGCUUCCAGAUAAGGUGCAAGAAUUCAACUCUGUGCAGCAGUGAAGGGACUAGGAUCACACUAACUGAUCUCAAUCACAAUAAUGAAACGGACUUUGUUCUUAGCAGCAGAGCAUUCAUGGCGAUGGCUAACAAAGGCAUGGGCCGAGACAUUUUGAAACUUGGGAUUGUCGACGUGGAAUAUAAAAGGAUACCUUGUGAAUACAAAAACCAGAACUUAGCUGUUAGAGUUGAAGAAUCAAGCCAAAAACCAAAUUACUUGGCAAUUAAAUUGAUGUACCAGGGUGGUCAGACUGAAGUAGUAGCCAUGGAUGUAGCUCAGGUUGGGUCUGCAAACUGGAACUUCAUGAGCAGGAACCAUGGGGCAGUAUGGGACACAAGCAGAGUCCCAAAUGGAGCCCUGCAAUUCAGAUUUGUGGUGACAUCAGGGUUUGAUGGGAAGUGGAUUUGGGCAAAAAGUGUGCUUCCAGCUGAGUGGAAAACUGGAGUUAUUUAUGAUUCUGGAGUUCAAAUCACUGACAUUGCAAAAGAAGGUUGCUCUCCUUGUGAUGACAGCCACUGGAGAUGAGAUCUUAGUUGCCAAUUACACAUAUAGUGAAUUUGAAAGUUUUAGAAGAUUAAAGAAAAUGAAUAUAUAGAUAGAUUUUCCUUGUCUCUGUAAUUCAACAAGUCUAAUAUUUUUUCCGUCAUAAUAAAAUUCUCGUAGACAA